GGGUAAAAGAAUUCCUCAACCCUGCACACCCCUAAAUUACUCAAUACCGGAAUUUGGCGCGAAAAUUAGAAACGCAUCCCAAUUCCAAAUUAGGGUUUAAUCCGGAGCCACUGCUUCUUCGUCUCACGCUCUUCCUCAACAAUGUCCAAUUCCUCCGAUCAGCUCGAGGAAAUCAAAGCCCUAAUUUCCUCUGGCUCAAAGUGCCUCGCUUACUCAACCCUCUUACACUUCCAAGAACAGUCCAGUGGCGACCCUACUUCAAUUCAAGCCCUAGCUGGAAUUUCUCAGACUCUUCUAUCUUUAAUCGUUGCCGAUAUCUCAGACGACGAUGAAGAAAUUGCUGCACUGGCUUUGAAGUGUUUGGGUUUCAUGAUUUAUCAUCCGUCCCUUGUUGCCGUAAUUGCAGUGGAUGAUGCCAAUUUGGUUAUGGAGUCUUUAGUUAGGCUCAUUACAACAACAAAAAUGAAGUCAGUUUGUAACUUAGGAGUGUGGUGCAUAUCCAUCCAACAGUUUAAUGCACCAUUUCUGGAUUCCCACUACAACUCUCUGUUGCAGGCGGUUGUUCAUGCACUUGACAACCCAAUUGGUUCUUUAUCAACAACUUUUGAGGCUAUUCAGGCCUUGAUAAAGUUAGCAUCUAAUUUAAGUGAGAGAAUGAGAGAAUCAUCUCAUUUAUGGGCUCCUCCAAUAUAUAGAAGACUUCUCAGCUUUGACAAGAAGGAGAGGGAUAUGUCAGAAAGGUGUCUAUCGAAGAUUAAGCCUAUAAUAUUACCUCCUCCAAUAGUUCUCUCCAAGGUUCUUGUCAAAGAUAUGAAGCAAAUUUUGCUCACUAAGAUGAAGGAGCUGCUAAACCAGGGUAUGAAGGUCCAAGCCAUUCAUGCAUGGGGAUGGUUUAUUCGCUUACUAGGAUCUUAUGCUAUGAAGAACAGGCAAUUAACAAAUGAAAUGCUGAAAAUUCCUGAAAAUACAUUUUCAGAUCUCAACCCACAAGUUCAGAUUGCUUCACAGUUUGCUUGGGAAGGUCUUAUUGAUGCUCUAAUUCAUCCUCCAAUAGUUGCUUGUGAGACAAAUGCAUCCAAGGAGGAGAAGGGUGUACAACAUUUGCAAAAAUCUAGAGAGACCGGUGAUAAAAUCCAGGCAAAUGGGUUUUUAAAAAGCAUAAGGCUUGUAAUGACUCCUCUGACAGGAAUCAUAUCAAGUAAAUGUGAUAUAUCUGUCCACUCAUCAUGCUUGAACACAUGGUGUUAUCUGCUGCAUAAACUUGAUACUUCUGUCAAUGAUCCAUCAGUGAUAAAGCUAGUGUUGGAGCCUAUCUGUGAAGCAAUUUUUCGCAUUGGUCCUGAAAGUAAAAGUGUGAGCUCAUGGAAUCUGUGCCUAGAUCUGCUUGAUGAUUUUAUUUUAGCAAAAUAUAAAGAUGUGGAAUAUGUCACAAGUAACUCUGCAAGCCAUCAUUUAUCAGCUACCAAAUUCUUAUGGAAGCAAUACUCUGUUAAAUGGUUGCCAUGGGAUAUUUAUCAGUUGGACUUCCAUUUAAACAUAGUUUUUAUUCUCAUCAGUCAAGCAUCAAUUGCAACUGUCAACCAUGAAUACAAAAGUUUCGCAUGUGAUGCUGCUUUAAGGUUAUUUUUAUCUGUUCUGAAAGGAGUUCGAUUGGAGUUGGAAAAGCCAUCAACCAAUUAUAAUGAUAUUAUGUUGUGUUUGGGCACAGUAUUAAGGUUCAUAAAGAAGAUAUGUGAAGAUGUAAGUUCAGAAGGCAGUGAUAGUAGUGAUUUGCAUCAUACUUGUCUCCAGUUUAUAGACGCUGUCACUAAGGAGUUACAACCUGCUACAUUGGAAUCCCCUCUGUACAAGGUUUCAUUGGACCUCAAGUACAUUGACAAGGUUCAAUCAGUUAAUAACAUUAGACAUGCAAAAUUUAUGGAUAUCUGCUCUAUCGUUCACAUGAAUAUGGUUUCACCAGUGGUUUAUUUACUUGUAGCCUACCUCUGUGUGGUCUUUCAGUCAACUAUGAAGACAUCCAAAACAGAGUUAAUUUUACAGGGAAUCCACAAGUAUUUCAAAUUUUUAUUCUCUUCAUAUGAUCCCCUGGAAACUCUCCUUGCUACGAUCAGUUUACUAUGUAAUUAUGUCGGUCCCCACUGCUUAAAUAUAUGGAUAGCAAUAGCCAAAGGAUUGAGAGACUGCAUAGAUGAUGUCAAGGAACUUUCAUUAUUGAGAAUGGAGUCCAACAACACUGGUUUUCUUGCCAUAUGCUCUCUCUUAUUGUAUCCAUUUUCAGUAUGCUCUUGCCCCCAGAAAAAUUCAGCCUCACUGGUUAGUGGAUUCUCACAACAGCCUCAUGUUUCACAACAGAGGAAGCUUGACUUUGAACAUGUUUUUGAAGUGUGGAAGACGCUUUAUAGUUCUCUUAAAACUUCUCAGAAUGUGUACUGUUCUGCUACAAACAGUUUCCUUGAGGAUUUGUAUUCAAUGUUAAAUGGGUGCCUUGACGAACAUGCCAGAAUGCUUGAUGGUGCCAAUGAUCUUGAUUUAAGUUAUAAGGAUCUGGAUCUGGAUCUCCUUUCUUUAUAUGGCAAUGUAGUAAUAUGUUUCUUGGAAGAGAACUGUACUUCAGAAGUAGGUUCAGACAAAAGUAGACACAAACAUAUUGGUGACUCUAAAAUAUCCAGUAACAUGAAUGUUAGCUUGAGAUUUGCUUCCAGAUAUUUGAAGGUGUUAUGUACAAAGUUAGCAACAGAGCCCCCAACUGGUCUUCUUGUGACAUCAAGGUUAUUUUCUGCAUUGGCAUGCGUUGUCAGUUGUCUUCACAUGAAGCAAGAUAUCCUCUUGUUCAUUGAGAUAAUAUCUUGUCCACUGCUCCAAUGGGUGUCACAUAUAGAGAUAUGGGAUGAAAGCACCAAAUAUCAUCUUCAACUCUUGUGGACUGAAAUCCUUAAUUGUUUGCGAAGUAGUCAGCCACCUAUAAUCUUUGAUUCUGUACUCCUCAAAUUGCAGGCACCCCUUCUUGAAAAAACUCUUGAACACCCAAAUCCAUCCUUUUCAGAGCCUACCAUCACCUUCUGGAAUUCCACUUAUGGUGAGCAAAUCAAGUUGGAUUACCCUCAAAGCUUGCUUCAUGUCUUAGACAAGCUCUCGAGAAAUGGAAAAAUAAACCUCCGCAAGAGAAGCUUACCAUAUCUUGAAAGAAGUCGCUUUAGACUAGGAGUCAACACUGCUUUACAAAGAUACAGGGUGACUGCAACCCAUAACAUGAGCUCCAAAAGAGUAGAGUUUGUGGAGGAUACAGUGAAUCAACUUCAGCACAAGGAGAAGCUGUCUCCAAGGUUAAAAAGAAAAAGUUUGGAACUAACUGAGCAUCAAAAGGAAGUAAGACGAGCACAGCAAGGAAGGGAGAGGGAUUGUAGUGGACAUGGCCCGGGGAUCCGGACUUACACUAGUGUUGAUUUUUCACAGGGGAAUGAGGAUUCACAAGAAAGCCAGGAAAUCCGGGAUCCAGAGUCCAUUAUGGAGAUGUUAAAAAGAGCUACUUAAUUGUUUUUAUCUGCGUGCCUUGCUUUGAAACAUGGAAUUCUAGAUGGGGCACCCAACUUAACCAGGCAUGCUAGAUGGUCCUGGCCACCCAGUUAUUUCUUUGGUCUUGUAUGUCACCUAUUUUAUCAGCCUUGUUAUAUUGAUGAUGUUGUGAGUUGUAUCAAUUAUUUUAGAAGUCCCCAAAUGGAUGUAUUGUAUAUAAUAUUUAUAUUGAUCUUCUGUACAGAAUGUACAACAGUAUUUCAUUAGCAUUGUGCCAUUGUAUAGCGUGUAUGCUAUUUUGAGUUA
Molecule: messenger RNA, 3819 nt
Organism: Quercus robur (English oak)
Lineage: Eukaryota; Viridiplantae; Streptophyta; Magnoliopsida; Fagales; Fagaceae
Exons: 10
Coding region: 142-3531 (1129 amino acids)
Biological process (GO): telomere maintenance
Cellular component (GO): nucleus
Source: RefSeq, a predicted model, not a curated record